CGGGGCGGGUGUACACAAAGUGCACGUGUAUAAAGCUCAUGCCACUCUGCUGCUCUGCACACACGUUUUGUCGGACACUCGGAGGCAUCAUCAUCAUCAUCAUCAUCAUCCUCCUCCCGGACACCGAUCGUCCACUCACACGGCUUGAUUUUUUCCCGCGGCUACUUUGAACACACCGGAGGAAUUAACUCCGUUUAGGAUAUGACCAUGAGGCCCCUCUGUUUGUCUGCAUUCGUAGCUGUGCAUCUCGCUAUAUGCAUCGCUGAUGCCGGAACGUCUUCCCGGAACUCUAUCAAGAACCUGCAGCCUGGAGCAGCGGGAAGUCCAGCUGAGCCGGUGAGCGCGAGCCCGCACGUGCCAAAGACAGAGCCGGCAGCCGGAGUGCGCACAGUGCCUCAGGGCUGUAGCGGGGUUUCUCUGUGCGGUGCUGCUGAGUUCUGUUCCCGUGGGACCUGUCAGCCGUGCCGCAAACGCAGGAAGAGAUGCGCUCGAGACUCCAUGUGCUGCACAGGAAACCGCUGCAUUAACGGUGUUUGCCAAGCAGAUGAAGUAAACGCCACUCAGUCUGUCAGCACUACAAUUAGCACUAAGCAGGGUACCGAGGUUCAAGGAAAUCCUACAAGCGAUUUAGGUGACCAAAACAAGACAGUGGUGACACAGGAGGCUAAAAAUACAACUGUCAUCUCUCCAAGACCACCUGAUCUACUGAAAGGUCUUGAAGGGGAGUCGUGUCUGAGGUCCUCAGACUGCUCCAAGGGUCUGUGCUGCGCUCGCCACUUCUGGUCACGUAUCUGUAAGCCAGUGCUGACUGAGGGCCAGGUGUGCACGCGUCACCACCGCAAAGACACUCACGGCCUGGAGCUCUUCCAGCGUUGCGACUGCGAUCAGGGCUUGGUGUGCCGGGCCAAGAAAGAACAAGGGUCAAAAAAGCAGCAACAGAAUAUACAGCAGCAAGAGCAGCAGCAACAGCAACAGCCACGCAAAAACAACAGAAACCUCCACAUAUGCCAGCUACACUGAGGCAGCAGGACUUUUUAUUUUUUAUUUAUGACAACUGGCUUAUAAUAUGCCCAAACUCACACACAUGCAUAUUCACACACAUACACAUACAUUCAAUAUCACAUGUGCAUGCAUGGACAAAUGCAGAAGGGAUACAGAAAACUGACUCCGGGAAAGGAUGCUCCACUAAAAGGAUUGAUCAUAUUUUGCAGAUGGAUGCAGAAAAAGCACACUGUGUGGAAGACUGAAUGCAGGACUCUGCUACUGAAGACAGAUAUUCCUUUUAUUUCUUAUCAGAGUCUUUACAAAGGCAGAAAGAUGCUUCCCUUUAUAAGGGAACUAUAAAUAUAUUUGCAGUAAAUUACUGUAUUGUACGUGGCACUUAACUGAACUUAUCAAUUCUGUAACAGUAGUAUGAGACCAGGUGCUGCAUGACACUAUGCUAAUAAUGUAAAUAUGCAAAUGAUAUGAUUUAUAUUGUUAUUUAGUGUGAUAUCAAAACCCUAUUUUUAUUUUAAACUUAAUUAAGAUAUCGCUUUUAUUAAAACUAUUACAGUUUGAUCCAGAAAUAAAACACUGAUUCUUUGGCCUUUUCCAGAGCCAACGAGAACCUAUGCUAGAUUUCACAUAAAUUGCUGUAAAGUUGAAAAGUUAACCCCUUAAAUUCCCAGGACUCAUCAACGUCUCUAGACUUUCCUCACCCUUGUAUCUACAGACCUUUUGCUAAUACUUUGACCAUAUUGUUUAGAAAUAGCUAGGAAAAGAUAAACAAUGCUAAAGAGUACUGAGAAAUAGUACUGGGUAAUAUGCUGAAAGUUUAAGGGGAUGCUUAAAUAAAAUAAUUGUUUUUACCAAGAGAAAACGUCUGCUAUGUGACCUAAAGCAGAAUGUCUUGCAUUAUGUUCUGAUUUUACAUGAGAACUGGACAAAUAUACAGUUAUUAUAGUUUGUCCACACUGGGGAAAAAACUCUUAUUUAAAUUUCUUAAAGUUCUUAUUAUAAUUAAUGCACAAGAGUCAUUCAUGGGGGAAAACACCACACAUUUAGCAAUAAGUUUAAUCUUUAUGAAUCUAAACAUUUUUAGCUACUAAUCAGUACUGCACAGAUCAUUCGCCCAUAUACACAAAAUACAUCUUUAUAUAAGAAUGCCCUCCUUAAAUUCCCGGGAUUUUCUUAUGACAAAGCAUUUCAGUAGGAUAAAGGAACGGACUUUGACUUGUCUAUUUAUAACAUUUGCGUUCUCACAUUAUACACAGAUGUCCUGACACUCUCUUGUCCAUUUGGAAGCCAACCAGGCCUUAAGGCAGGAAAUGAGCUCCAUACUAUAAUAUUCCCAGCAUGCCUGGGAAAUGGGAUGAGGUUUUCAUGUUGGUCUCCAAAACUGUUUUCUCCAAACAUAACACCUUGUAUUUUUAACAAAAGCUCUACUCACACAACAUUUCUCCAGUAGCACUGUGGAAUAUCUGUCACAAUUAAUACUGAGUGGUUUAUGCCAUGAUAUCUACUCAUAUAAACAUCCCACUUUGUAGACUCAUUCAGACAUUAUAUAAAAGUGC
Tachysurus vachellii is the source of this 2555-nucleotide messenger RNA. It is a transcript of the gene dkk1a, whose product is annotated as dickkopf WNT signaling pathway inhibitor 1a. Lineage: Eukaryota; Metazoa; Chordata; Actinopteri; Siluriformes; Bagridae. Gene Ontology annotation, cellular component: extracellular region. Gene Ontology annotation, biological process: negative regulation of canonical Wnt signaling pathway; multicellular organism development. The record is from RefSeq and is a predicted model, not a curated record. The coding region runs from base 202 to 1020 and encodes 272 amino acids. Gene Ontology annotation, molecular function: co-receptor binding; receptor antagonist activity. The transcript is spliced from 4 exons.